Molecule: messenger RNA, 1029 nt
Organism: Paramuricea clavata
Lineage: Eukaryota; Metazoa; Cnidaria; Anthozoa; Malacalcyonacea; Plexauridae
Source: the annotation of a GenBank genome assembly
AUGACCACAACAGCGUCGCCAGAGUUCUUACAAUUCGUAAACUACAUGCAAUGUACAUUAUGUGAAGGAAAUUCUCAAAUUCUCACAAAUUUAUACGUGAAUUACAACACCUAUCAACCACCAAUUCCUUGCGGUAGUUCAGCAGAAAAAUUUAUCUUCUGGAAACAACUCUACGAUCAAUACGCGCUAGAACAAGAAAAAAUUGCAAACGCUAACCUUUUCAACAACCCAAAUAAACCCUCUGACCCACGUCUGAAAGUCGUCAAAACCGAACUGCCUGAUGAUUUAACCACCCUAUGCGUUAAAAGCGAAGACACACAGCUAUUUCAAACCUUCAACCUUCAAAAUGAAAUACAUACAUCACCACCGCCACCUUACAACGCACAUCACAUCCAAACCGAAUCUGCUACACCACACAAUUCACCCGUGAAAGAAGAAAACAUGUCAAACGAAAUCACGACUACAAACAACAUUCAAGAUGUCGAAACGGUGGUCGAAGUACUAAAUGAAUCCCCAAUACAAACCUCAGACGAAGAACAAGAAAAAACACCUACCUUGCCAAACUACAAACGCAGUCCAAGUCGUGGUAAAAAUAUCGAACAACUCAAAGCAAUUCACGCUGAAAAUGAAAACAAAGUGAAAGAGAAACCAACUGCACCACCUCGAAAACGAAAGAGACCUGCCGCCGCAUCUACUCGUGAAACUUCCGGCCCCGGAAGACCAACGAAGGACAUCGCCAUCAUACGAGACGCGAAAAUUGCCGACAGUGAUUCCGACGACGGACUUGCAUUUCGUGAAGUAGCCCUGUUCUCUGGAACCGGUCAAAUCCGAAAAAAGACAAGACUACUAACAAAACACGGCAAAGACAUUAAAUGUUUUGCAAUUAAACACUAUCUACCCUUAGAACAUCUUGCUGAACAAAAAACAAAAGCCUUCGCGAAGAUAAAACAACAAAGACAAAAACUAAAAAUAUAUAAUUACAUAGAACAGAACCUACUAGAAAGUCUUAAUGAAAUUCAAAAUUUGUAA